This is a messenger RNA of Teleopsis dalmanni, 522 nucleotides long. Its product is annotated as UPF0324 membrane protein BT_4609-like. The record is from RefSeq and is a predicted model, not a curated record. Bases 1 to 522 code for a protein of 173 amino acids. Lineage: Eukaryota; Metazoa; Arthropoda; Insecta; Diptera; Diopsidae. The transcript is spliced from 3 exons. Gene Ontology annotation, cellular component: plasma membrane.
AUGCCAUUUAUAUCAUCACCAAUUGCAUUAGUUAUUGGAUUUAUUAUAGCUCAGUUAUUCGGAAAUCCUUACGAAAAACUAUCUAAAAAAGCAUCUAAUUUAUUAUUAAAAGUAGCCGUUGUAGGUUUAGGAUUUGGGAUGAAUGUUUUUACUGCAAUACAUGUUGGUAAAGAAGGUUUUAUACUUACAAAAGUAUUUAAAAUAGAUCGAAUUACAGGAUAUUUAAUAGCUGCAGGAACUGCAAUAUGUGGAGGAAGUGCAAUUGCUGCUUUAUCUCCUAUCACUAAAGCAAAAGAAAAUCAAAUAUCUGUUGCUUUGGCUGUUGUAUUCACACUGAAUUCUAUUGCAUUAUUAAUAUUUGCUCCAUUAGGACAUUUAUUUCAUAUGUCACAGCAUGAAUUUGGUUUAUGGUGUGCUAUUGCUAUACAUGAUACAAGUUCUGUUGUAGGAGCAUCUAGUAAAUAUGGAGAAGAAGCAUUACAAAUUGCUACAACAGAACUAGUUUAUCUUUCAAAAUGCUAA